This is a messenger RNA of Setaria italica (foxtail millet), 1279 nucleotides long. RefSeq names its product ethylene-responsive transcription factor RAP2-13. The transcript has a single exon. Gene Ontology annotation, molecular function: DNA binding; DNA-binding transcription factor activity. The coding region runs from base 36 to 902 and encodes 288 amino acids. The record is from RefSeq and is a predicted model, not a curated record. Gene Ontology annotation, biological process: regulation of DNA-templated transcription. Lineage: Eukaryota; Viridiplantae; Streptophyta; Magnoliopsida; Poales; Poaceae.
CCAAAGAAAGGCAACACUAUAAACUAUAGACAGCCAUGGAUCGCCAAUGGCGCCGCCUUCACGCUACUGCUAGGACCAGCAAUAAGCUUCUUGCUCCGCCGCCGCCGCUAGGUGCCAUGGAGUACAGAGAGCUAAUCCAGGCGCUAGUCACACCAGCGAAAGCUGCUCCGGCCGUGCCGCCAUUCAUGGUGGACACCGUCGAGGAGAGCCCGGCCAUGGCUGCCGUCGGCGCCAGCUGCUACAACCUCAUCACGCCGGCGCAGGCGGCCUUCUACUACCGUGUCGGUGGGCGCAUGGGACCGGCGCCUUGCGUGAUGAAGCGCUACUACGGCCUGGCGGCGCCGGCAGCAGCGAUGGCGGCGAAGCUUUACCGCGGCGUGCGGCAGCGGCACUGGGGCAAGUGGGUGGCGGAGAUCCGGCUGCCGCGGAACCGAACUCGGCUGUGGCUCGGCACGUACGACACCGCCGAGGAGGCCGCGCUGGCCUACGACGGCGCCGCGUUCCGGCUGCGCGGCGAUGCGGCGCGCCUCAACUUCCCUGAGCUGCGGCGCGGCGGCCGGCACCUCGCGCCGCCGCUCCACCCGUCCGUCGACGCCAAGCUCCAGGCCGUGACGUCGUCCGCGCUGGCGCCGGCGCCCGCGUCGCCGCGACACGAGAGCGCGGACGUCAAGAACGAGCCAGGCUGCUGCUCUGGCUCGGAGGCCUCGACGACGACGACAGCCGCCGACGGCGCGGACCUCUCGCCAUCGUCCACCGGGUCGUCGCCACUGGCAAAGGCGGCGGCGCCUCUGCCGGAGAUGCAGCAGCUGGACUUCUCAGAGGCGCCUUGGGACGAGGCCGACGGCGUCGCACUCCGCAAGUACCCGUCGUUGGAGAUCGACUGGGACGCCAUCCUCUCCUAAGUCCUAAUUAAGGCGAAGUACAUGAACCAUAAACAAGAGCGCAACAAUGGCUGACUGGCUUCGAGAUGAUGCCAUGGCUGCGUUCGCGGUGGAGCUUAGAUUCCCUUGCACGAUCAGUGUGCCACCUGUCAAGGCCUCUGCUUGGUUUUUGUUCGCGGCGUCGAGCAGGAAGGAAUUGAGUUGGAGUGCGCUGCAGUUGCUGUCGCGCGCAAUGCCCUGCGCUAGUUUGUUAGCGUCGUUGUCAUCACAAAGAAAAAUGCUAUGCGCUGCUGCUGUAACCACAGAAAUAUACUUGUUAAUAUGAACGCCCAUGAAUGACAUUGGCUAGACAUGUAAUGGCUGUUUGUUUGUGUUCAGUUACUGGUUUGAGUAUCUUU